Molecule: messenger RNA, 3951 nt
Organism: Empidonax traillii (willow flycatcher)
Lineage: Eukaryota; Metazoa; Chordata; Aves; Passeriformes; Tyrannidae
Gene: RNF130
Product: ring finger protein 130
Exons: 9
Coding region: 385-1671 (428 amino acids)
Source: RefSeq, a predicted model, not a curated record
GCGGGGCUGCGCGGGGAGGGGGCCGCGGCGCCGCCCCCGCCUCCUCCCCUCCCCUCCCCUCGCCCGGCUCGGGCAGCGGUGGGCGGGCGGCAUGAGCGCGGCGCCCUGAGGGACCGGCGGAGCCCCGAGGGACCGGCGGAGCGCGGCUGCCCCCGAGCAGCCUCCCCUGGGAGCCGCGGCGGCGGAUCGCACUCGGCUGGGACCUGCCAUGACUCCCCUGGCUCCUCCCAUGGCAUGAGCCCGAGCUCUCCUCCCCGCUCCGCCUGCUUUUGGUCUCUCCGCGCUCCCGGGCUGUCAGAUGGGAUAGGACACACCCGGGCGUGCGGGGCUCGGGGCAGCGGCGGAGGCAACCGGUGACGGCCGUCGGCUCGCAGGGAGUCGAAGAUGAGCUGGCGGUGGGCUCGCCAGCACUGGAACGGCGGCUCCUCCGUGCUGCUGCUGCUGCCGCUGCUGCUGUGGCACGGCCGGGUCCGGCCGGCCGGCGCCGACAACGCCAGCCAGGCGUACUACACCGCGCUCAUCAACGUGACCGUGCUGAGCCCCGAGCGCGGCGGGCCCACGCUGCUGCGGAUCGACCGCGGCCGCUACGGGCAGGACUCCCCCAAGGUGGAGGUCAAGGGGCUGCUGGUGGCUCCCGUCCCCAUCAACGGAGUUGCAGAUCGUCUGGGCUGCGACCCUCGAACACGUUUCCAAGUUCCACCAAACACCAAGCAGUGGAUUGCUCUACUACAGCGAGGAAACUGUACAUUUAAAGAGAAAAUACUGCGAGCAGCUUCACAUAAUGCCACAGCUGUGGUCAUUUACAACAAUAUAUCCAGUGACGAACCCGUCACCAUGACUCAUCAAGGAACUGGAGACAUUGUUGCUGUGAUGAUUACAGAGUCGAAGGUUAAGGAGAUCCUGAAUUACUUGGAAAAGAAUAUCUCUGUCCUGAUGGGAAUUGCAGUGGGGUCCCGUGUUCCUCCGAAAAACUUCAGUCGGGGCUCUCUAGUCUUUGUGUCAAUAUCAUUCAUUGUUUUGAUGAUAAUUUCUUCAGCGUGGUUAAUAUUUUACUUCAUCCAGAAGAUCAGGUACACAAGUGCACGUGACAGAAAUCAGCGUCGUCUUGGAGAUGCUGCCAAGAAAGCCAUUGGUAAAUUGACAACCAGGACAGUAAAGAAAGGUGAUAAGGAAACAGACCCAGACUUUGAUCACUGUGCUGUCUGCAUUGAGAGUUACAAGCAGAACGAUGUUGUUCGCAUUUUGCCAUGCAAGCACGUGUUCCACAAAGUCUGUGUGGAUCCAUGGCUCAGUGAGCACUGUACAUGUCCAAUGUGUAAACUGAACAUUUUGAAGGCACUGGGAAUUGUGCCAAACGUGCCAUGCACGGACAACGUAGCCUUUGACAUGGAGAGGCUCACCCGGGGGCAGCCGGCCAGCCGGCGCUCGGCGCUCGGUGACUUCGCCACCGACAGCUCCCUCAGCCUGGAGCCCCUGCGCACCUCUGGCAUGUCCCAGCUGCCACAGGACGGAGAGCUGACACCGAGGUCAGGAGAGAUCAACAUCGCAGUGACAAAAGAAUGGUUUAUUAUUGCCAGUUUUGGCCUCCUCAGUGCCCUUACACUCUGCUACAUGAUCAUCAAAGCCACAGCUAGCUUGAAUGCUAAUGAGCGGUCACUUCUUCCAUCGUAACUCUCUGUCCCCUCGAAGCCUGGUCUACGAGAGCGAGUUCUCAACCAUCGAGCCUGCCUUGGACAUGUAUGACGAGAACAAAACCUGAAAGGAAUCCAUGCUCCUUCCUGGCCCUUUUUCCGUUCUUUUCAUUUCUCAUUCCUAUUGUUGUGUACUCUUUCCAUGGAUCUCCUUUGUCUGAAGAAGAGCUGCUUUUUCCAGAACACGAACCCGCCUUCUCGACUGCACCGACGAAGACCAGCUGUGGUGGUUUCUGAGGUGGCACCUCUGAGCUGACAAAGAGCUGCGUGCAAGCAAGGUUGUCUGAUGGAAAUUGCUGAGUAACAGCAUGGGGAGCUGUGUCGGUCCAGCCGCGGCGACGCAGGAGAGGUUUUACGGUGGUCCUAAGAGAUUGUGUCGUGCUGCAAAUGCGUCUCGUAACACAGGCGUCCGCUGUUUCCAGUUGUUCAGUUGUCCACGUGGCUGGGCAAUGUCAGAAAGGGAACUGGUUGUAGAGGAGAUGGCCAGUGACUGGUAAAAGCACUCGUAUAUCUUGGUCAAUCCAUAACCUUACUGUGAAGUAGCCCCUUCCGAGAGGGACCUUUAUAAGUGCAUUGAGUUUCCUACAACCCACCUAACCCCUGACAAUGGCGAGCCAGCCUGACGUUCAAGCUGCAGAGAGGACCUGCGUUUGCAGAAAGAUUUCAAGGAACUUGAUGCUUGGUUUGUUUUUUUUUCUCCGGUUUGAUUGAAGCAGGAGAAAAAUGGUGUACACAGAAUAUACUUUUGGUCCUUCGUGUGCUCAAGUCAAGUGAGUCUCUUUCUUGUGGAGAGGACAUUCACAGAACCAGCACUUGAUCUACCUGAAAACCAUUAGACUUUUUGAAAUAUGCAGGAAUCGAAUUAGCUUUCUUUCUCACUUAACUUUUUUUUUUUGGGGGAGGGGGGGGAGGUGGGGGGGUAAAAAAAAUCCACCAAAUUUUUCACUGAGGUUUUUUAAAAGCCAGCAUGUUGGCAUUACGCAGAGAAGGAAAGAGGUAAGCUUCUUAUCCCAUUCUCCCGUUGAGAUCCGCAACAGUAAUUUAACAAACACAUUCUCUGAGCUGUGCCCUUUCCCACUGACAUCAAUAACGGGAAUGCAGAAAGCAGGAGAAGAAAGGAAAGCAGCUACUGCCUUGACACGCUGCAGGAAAAAUCAAUUUUUACCAGCAUGUGACAAAAGUGGUGGGGAAAUGGAUAUGGUUUGCAAGCUUCUGAGAGAACAGUGCAGAAGUGGAGAGCGAGUGUAACCUCUGGAGCUAAAAGUCAUCCACAGCGUUCCUCUAAAGAGCCGACGUGGAGGAGCGAGCGCUUCUGCGCCUCCUUUUCCUACCGGACAACGCAUAGCUGUUAAUGAAUGUUUGGAUUUUUCUCCAUUGCAGUCUAAGUUACUGUAGGUGUAGAAAUGCAUUUGUGUCCUUGUAAUAUGAAACACAGUUUCACCCUCUGUAUAGGAAUCUCGAGAAAUCAGUUAAGCCAAAAAGAAAGGUAAGACAUACUCUGCCGUGCUUUAAUUUCACCUGCUUUUGCUACAAGCAGGGGAAUUUCCUCUCCUUUAUAAUGUUUUUAAUUGUAUAGCGGUCUACUUAACAUAUAUCCUUUCCUGAGGUGUGGUUCAGCUGUGUCUUUAACAUGGAUGUUCAAGAGAAAAAAGAAAAACCCAGCUCUGUAAAAUGAGGAAAUGAUCCUCUUCGCCGAGCGUGCUUUGACUUUUGUUGCUGUGCGUCAGCUUUAUUUAAUCUGAUAAUUCGAGAGUGGGUGGUGUGAAGUGUAGGGAGGUUUUUCUCAUAAUACCCACAUUUAUAUUUACCGAAUGCACUUUUAUUGUCAUUCAGCUCACUCCAGAAAUGUGCUGAGGCCCCAGACUUCUUAAGAGCACAAUUUUGACACCCACUUUCUCCUGCGAAGCAGAAGUGAAGGUCACAGAAAACGCCAGCAGCGGCUUGAGCAGCAGCGGGUCGUGGUCAGGAUCCUUCCUGUGCUGGCAGAUGUGCAAGAGGGGCAGUGACACAGCUCCUGGCAGGCAAGCCCGGGCAGAGCUCCCCAGCCUGGCCUGGCUGAGCUGUGCUCAGGCCCGUACAGGGCUCGGGGGCGGCAGAAGGGCUGAUUGAGCAACCCCCUGUUUUCGUAAUUACAUCUGCGAGAUCACAGCAGGAAAACACGUGAGAGCGGGCACCUUCCGAAAACAAACGCCUGAGAGAAAAGUCACCAGCUCUCAAGGAUGUUAUAUGGCUUGUUUUUAUCUGUGGAGGGCAGUCAGGG